CAACUUGAAUUAGUGGAACCAAGCGGCUGGAUUCAUGUUCCUUUAACAGAUACUCAUAAGAAGCCUAUUCGCACGUUUAUGAUUCAGAUUGCUGUUCUAGCUAAUCAUCAAAAUGGAAGAGACACUCACAUGAGACAAAUCAAAGUGUACACCCCAGUGGAAGAGAGCUCUAUUGGUAAAUUUCCUAGAUGUACAACAAUUGAUUUCAUGAUGUAUCGGUCCAUAAGAUAA
Leptosomus discolor (cuckoo roller) is the source of this 231-nucleotide messenger RNA. NCBI's taxonomy places the organism in Eukaryota, Metazoa, Chordata, Aves, Leptosomiformes, Leptosomidae. The record is from RefSeq and is a predicted model, not a curated record.